CCGCGGAACUGACCCGGAAGCAAUGACGGACGAGUGCGAACUGAAGGAGCAGAGCGUGCACGUCUAUAAACAAACUUAGAAGAUAUGCUCUCUGCGAUUACUAUAAAGACUUGCCAUCUCCCCUUAGGAUCGACAACUCUCCUCCCCAGCCUCAUCCUCACCAUCAACCUUCUAGCAACCUCUCAGCCAACUCUUCAAUAUGCACUUCCUCACCACCCUACUCGCUCUCGCUCCCGCCGCGCUGGCAGCUCCCGCAGUCAGCCAGCCUCAGCCGGGCGCCAGCGUCCCGGAGGGCUUCUAUCUGACCGAGGUCCAUUCCGACGGCACCCUGGUCCGCACCCCUCUGGACGACGCCGCCAACCUCACGAGCGUGUCCGUCUCGCGGCGCACGACGUCUGAGAACCCCGCCGCCACCUCCAAACUGGGCAAGCGCUUCACCGACUGCUGGGACUGGUACCUCGACGCUGCGGGCACCGACAGGGGUGUCGACACGUGGAAGGACUACCUCAGGACGCAAACUCUGGAGCUCCGAUCCCCUGUGGACUCGAACUGGUACGCCGAGUAUAUCAACGACGGCGUGUCGGUCUACUACUGCAUCAACGCCAGGGACACGUUCGGCAGCCUGAACCUUGAGGACUUCAACUACGCCCUGGUCCAGAUGGACGCCAACUGCAGGCCGUACCAAGCCAGCUACUUCCGGUGGGACGGCAGCGCCGAGAUUGUGGGCAAGGCGAGCGUCAACGACCGUGUUUGCCGCGGUUAGAAGCGCUGUGAAGCGAUCUUGGGCGCCGACGGGGGCGGUAGGGGAUCGGGGCUUUUUGGGGGUUCAGUUUGCCGUCGUUCACUUCGA
Chaetomium fimeti is the source of this 850-nucleotide messenger RNA. RefSeq lists its product as uncharacterized. Lineage: Eukaryota; Fungi; Ascomycota; Sordariomycetes; Sordariales; Chaetomiaceae. The record is from RefSeq and is a predicted model, not a curated record. The transcript has a single exon. Bases 200 to 763 code for a protein of 187 amino acids.